This is a messenger RNA of Scatophagus argus, 5122 nucleotides long. It is a transcript of the gene adamts15a, whose product is annotated as ADAM metallopeptidase with thrombospondin type 1 motif, 15a. Gene Ontology annotation, biological process: extracellular matrix organization; proteolysis. Bases 412 to 3252 code for a protein of 946 amino acids. The record is from RefSeq and is a predicted model, not a curated record. Gene Ontology annotation, molecular function: zinc ion binding; metalloendopeptidase activity. Lineage: Eukaryota; Metazoa; Chordata; Actinopteri; Scatophagidae. The transcript is spliced from 8 exons.
ACGUAUGAGAUUUGAGUAUUUAUCACAGCGUGGGACAUGAUGACAGGCCUGCUGUUCGUUCACUUUCAAGUGGCAGCAGAAAGAGCGCAUCUAAUAAGCACCUCCAAAGACUCCCCCCUCUGAGAAAGGGAGAGAUUGGGUUUCCAUAUUUAUACACAUGACGAAAAUGCAUUAAGUCCACAGAAGGCAGUCGGCUCAGCACACGCAGGUGGAGAAAAGGAAUGGGUCAUGACCAGGAGGAGUUUGCGCUGAUUGGACUUGUACGACCUGCAUUGUUGUAGAAUCCUGCGCACUGGAUUAUGCUCUUCAUCCUGAUCUGUGGCUCUCACCGCUUCUUCUGAGCUUGCAGAUUCGAUAUAGUUUUGUUUUCUCUGUUAGUCAUUGCAUUCUUUAUUGAAUGCAAACUUCGUCAUGUUUAUCAGAUCAUCUUUUCUCCUCUACUUCGUGGUGUCACUCUCCAAGCUUGCUCGUUGCAUGGAAAGUGAACUUUGCUUCCCGGUUAGAUUGGAUAACCCUAACCAUGACAGGAGGGAUUCUGACAAUGACGUGGAAAACCUUAAUGGAAAAAGUGUUCUUAAAAUACGAGCUUUCCAGCAGGAAUUAGUGAUCGAUUUACACCAGGACUCUCAUUUCAUUGCCCCUUCAAUUUCUAACCAAGACGCAUUCUGGCUCCCAAACACCGACGCAACCGCUGACCUGAGCCGGUGUUUUUACUCCGGAUAUGUGAAUGCUGACCGCUUUUCUUAUGCUGCUUUGAGCCUCUGUAAGGGUUUACAAGGUGCAUUUGGCUUCCAAGGUUGGGAAUAUUUUAUCAGCCCGGUGCAAAAUGACACGAGAAGCGCAGAGAGCGCGCAUAUCAUCCGGCGCAGAGCCAGCAACAACCUGAAGCCCAAUUCAACCUCUAGAUGUGCGGUGAACAGCGACAUCAGUCUCCAUGUUGCGCAAUCGCUGGAGAAAUACAAGCGACUUAAAGAUUACAGCAAUGCGACCGAAACGAUGCUGAAGAGGAUGGGCAGAGCCAAAAGGUUCGCUUCAGUCCCCAGGUACGUGGAGACGCUCGUGGUGGCAGACGAGUCCAUGGUGCAAUUCCAUGGAGAUGACCUAAAACACUACCUCUUGACACUGAUGUCAGUGGCAGCGAGGCUCUACAAACACCCAAGUAUUCUUAACUUCAUCAGUAUCGUAGUGGUGAAGAUCGUGAUUAUAUCCGAGGAGGACAAAGGACCCAAGGUGUCCGGGAACGCUGCCAUGACGCUGAGAAACUUUUGCACCUGGCAAAAAAAGAUGAACAAACAAACCGACAAGCAUCCGGACUACUGGGACACAGCAAUCCUUUUCACUAGACAGGACUUGUGUGGAGCCUCUACCUGUGACACUCUUGGUAUGGCGGAUGUUGGCACCAUGUGUGACCCCAAGAGGAGCUGCUCUGUGAUUGAAGACGACGGCCUACCUUCAGCCUUCACUACAGCUCAUGAGCUUGGACAUGUGUUCAACAUGCCACACGACAACGUGAAGGCUUGCGAGGACGUAUUUGGGAAACUGCAGGACAACCAUAUGAUGUCUCCCACCCUCAUUCAGAUUAACCGCACCAGCCCCUGGUCCCCCUGCAGUGCUGCCAUUAUCACUGAAUUCCUGGACAGUGGCCACGGUGAAUGUUUGCUUGACCAGCCUCAGAAGCCACUGGUCCUCCCCGAUGUGCUGCCGGGAGCAUCCUACAACCUUGAUCGUCAGUGUGAGCUUGCGUUUGGAGAAGGCUCUAAGCCCUGUCCCUUCAUGCAACCACCAUGCGGCCGUCUUUGGUGCACAGGAAAAUCCAAUGGCCACUUGGUGUGCAUGACUCGACACUUUCCUUGGGCAGAUGGCACCCAUUGUGGGGAUGAACAGGUCUGUGACCGGGGAAUCUGCUCAGGCAUGCAGUCCCAAAAUGUGAAGGUGGACGGCCGCUGGGGUAAGUGGGGCCAGUUCGGUUCCUGCUCACGCACAUGUGGAGGUGGCGUCCAGCUGUCUAAAAGGGAGUGUAACAACCCAGUGCCUUCAAAUGGAGGCAAAUACUGCCAAGGGGUUCGGGUCAAAUACCGCUCCUGUAACCUGAACCGUUGCCCUGACACAGGUAAGACGUACCGUGAGGAGCAGUGUGAGACCAGUGGCCUCAAUUUCAACAGCAACCGUAUCAGCCCCUCUGUGGUGUGGGUACCCAAGUACUCUGGAGUGUCUGCAGAUGACAGGUGUAAACUCAUCUGCAGGGCUAACGGCACUGGCUACUUCUAUGUCCUGGCGCCCAAGGUUGUGGAUGGGACACCAUGCUCCCCAGACUCCACAGGAGUGUGUGUCCAAGGGAAGUGCAUUAAGGCUGGCUGUGAUGGAAAAAUUGGCUCAACCAAGAAGUUUGAUAAGUGUGGUAUCUGCGGAGGUGAUAGCAAAGGCUGCAAGAAGGUGUCGGGACUCUUCACAAAGCCUGCGCACGGCUACAACUUUGUGGUCAUGUUACCAGAGGGCGCAGCCAACAUAGACAUCCGUCAGCGAGGCUACAAAGGAAUGAUGAGUGAUGACAACUACUUGGCAGUGAAGAACAGCGAGGGCCAUUACCUGCUCAAUGGGAACUACAUAGUGUCAGCUGGGGAGAGGGACAUCAUUGUGAAGAACAGCUUGCUGCGAUACAGUGGCACAACUGGCCUCUCGGAGACCCUGCAGUCUGUGAAGCCCUUAGGAGAAGCUUUGACUGUGGAGGUGCUGUGUGCUGGCCAGAUGACACCUCCUCGCAUCCGCUACUCCUUCUACCUCGCCCGUCAGACCAAGGAAGACAAGGCUCUCAAAAAGGACAGCCGUGCAAACUCCCAUAAUAGUGUCCUGGCUGAGGACAGCGUGAAGGAGAAGGGAGGUGACACCCUGAAGAAGUCUUAUAACAAGGAGGAUCCUGCUCAUGGGAAGUGGAUAUCUGCAGUUUGGGACAAGUGCUCAGUUACCUGCGGAAGCGGCAUCCAGAGGAGGAUGGUGCAGUGUCUGAGAGCAGAUGGAAAGCCAGGGAUGGACUGUGAUCCUUCACAAAGACCCCCAGCCACCAGGGUUUGUGGAGAUCCAUGUCCUGAGUGGCAUAUCGGGCAGUGGUCGCCUUGCUCCCGAACCUGUGGGAAGGGUUUCAAGAGAAGACCAGUGCACUGCAAAACCGAAACUGGGCAUCUGCUCCCAAGGGACCACUGCCUUGGCUUAAGGAAGCCACAGGAGCUGGACUUCUGUAACCCAAGGCAUUGCUAGUGUCCAAAACCUAUAUAUCACAAAUCUGUUAUGUUUUAGAUGGACCGAACUGAAUAAAUUUGCAAGUAUCGCACACAGUGUGUCUGUCAGGUGCAGAUUUUUACACCUGUAUCAUUGGACACUUGCUUGGAAGAACAACAAGAAUAUUGGGAUGAGAGUGAAACUCACAGGAUGAAUGCUGGAAGAUAUUUUUCACUGCCAUCACUCUGACUUCCAAGGACAUUAUUCAGGUCCAAAAUAAUACAAUAGUCAAAUAAAAUUAAGUCAAAUGUCUGUCAGAAUGCCCUCUUGCCGCAAUUAAUCUAGUUUACCUUAUGAGCCUGGAACCCAUUUCAUGUCAUAAUAUUUCAGCUGUGCAUUUUUCAAAGUGUAAGCCUAACAAAUAGAUCAGAAAAGCCUUCUGGUUGUCCAAAGAAUGGGUUGUGGGGCAUAUAUAUUUUUUUACAUUCUGAACUAAAAUGUACUGCCUGUGUGCACAUAGAGAAGGACAAUCCAUCUGACAAUUAAUGCAAUAGAAUUUUUAACUCAAAUUUUCACUUCUCACUCACAUCUGCUAAAACUUUCCCCAAAACAGACAAUAACGACGCAGCCAGCUUCGCAGCCACCAUUUCUUCCUGUGAUACUAGAAAGAAAUCACCUGUGCUGACGAUACUGAUUUUCUGCAGACCUCACUCAGCACCAGUCUUGGAAACAGUUUAAACUAGCAUCUGAAGUCACUCUGGUGGCUGUCAUGACAGAUCCGACUAAACAAUGCAGGGCCAGUGGUUUUGGUUCCUGUCAGCUGCUAUGGCCGCCAGCUCAGUGAUUUCAUCACUUCACCCAACUUUGCACUGCUCAUCUGAGAUAUGGACUCAGGCUGAUAUCACACAUGCACAUGCAGACACACACACACACACACAUAGACAUAGACAGAGAGAGAGAGUCUUGUUUCCAUCACUUUUGGGGACAUUACAUAGACUUUCAUUCCUUUCCUGGACGCUUAACCACCACCUAACCAUAACAAUAAACAUAACUUGCCUAACCCUAACCCUUACCUUAAUCUAACCCGAAUCUCAACCACACCUUAAAGCAAGUCUUCACCUUAAUAUUUAAUGAUUUAUGUUGUGGGGACUUGCAUUUUGUCCCCAUAAGUAAGGCGGGUCCUCACAAUGUGACUGUGUAAACAUAUUUUGUUAUCACAACUACAGGAAUGCGCACACACACACACACACACACACACACGUGCACACAUACACGCACACCACGCGCACACACAUACACACAUAUAUUCACACACAUGCUCUGUUAAAUUCCUGUAUCCUGUUUGCAGCAUGUUUGAUUGCUUAUUUAAUUUUUUUUAUCAUUUGACUAAAACUUCUCAGUUCAUAGUGUUCAUCCAUGUUAAGUCAUGCCUGUCUGGCACAGUUACCACAGAUAGUUUAUUAUCAAUGAAACAACAAAGCAGAGAGGGGAAAAAAAUCUGGCAAGCCCUCUGUUAUGCUGUACAAAAUGUGUGUUUUCCAGGAUCUCCUUGUUCAUGGCCCCGCAGUCUGAGCCAAGCUGUUCUUUCUACACACUCCAUGAAAUUCUGUAAUCCAUUAUAUUCUUGUUUUGUUUCUUAAAGGGGCCACAUUGUCCAACUGCAGCAUGGAUCCUGUGUUUGUUGGAUUAUCAUUUUUAUUUUUUGUUUUAAUCAGCUUUUGCACUUUGUACAGCAAAAGAACCCUAUGACAUUUGAUACAUGGGCUGUAUUGUAUACUAUGUAUACCUUAAUUCAGCUCUCUGCAAAAAAUAAUGUAAAUACUUUUUUAAUCUCUUUUUUUUUUACACAGUCAUUUGUAAUUGUCUUUGACUCUGGUAUAUUUAUUCCAAAAAUAAAGCCAUUUAGAAA